Molecule: messenger RNA, 3483 nt
Organism: Anguilla anguilla (European eel)
Lineage: Eukaryota; Metazoa; Chordata; Actinopteri; Anguilliformes; Anguillidae
Product: kelch-like protein 29
Exons: 13
Coding region: 351-2942 (863 amino acids)
Molecular function (GO): protein binding
Source: RefSeq, a predicted model, not a curated record
CCGUCUGACCAGGCAGUCGCUCGCGUUUGAGUACCGAGCCUGUUCAAAGCCCGGGCAUAAAGAGCCACCCGGUGCCUUCUCUGGCAACUCAUGACCACUUCGCGGGCAAUUUAUUACCGAAUGUAGUGCACGCGGUCGGACUGACAGAGAGACAGGAGAGGGGCUGCCGCGCGUGGCUGAAAUCGUACUUUUUUAUACAAUAUAAUGAAACAACGGUAUUCACUGGGUUGAGGACAGCGUUCCAGCAUAAGAACCGAAGAAAAACAAGGACACACAGCGGAGGCUCAACCUCGCUGCGACCAGGGAGGCCGGGCCCUCGUUCCCUCUGAGCAGAAGAGCGCCCCCUGGCGAUGUCUCGGCAGCACAACCGCUUUGAGCGGGACUUCCGCGGCGGGUGGGAGAGGCGGGAGCGCUGUGCGUUGCUGGGCAACACGCUGAACAGCAGCUGCAGCGCCGCGGCAACCGCCAGCGGCGGCGGCGGCCUCAACGGCCACGCCCUCCCCAGCAGCAACAACCGGCCUGGGCUCCUCCCCCUGCCCGUCAUCCCCUCCCUGCUGCCCACGCCCAUCACCGUCGCCGUCACCACCUCCACCAAUGAGCUGGCCUGCAAACGCAUGGGGGGCGUGUCCAACGCACCCGCGCCAAAGGUGUCAGGGCUGUCUCCAGGUGAGGGCCAGGGUCAGCCCCAGGGCCAGGUGCUCGCUGGUGGGGUGCGUUGGGGUCAGACACCCAUAAAUCAGUCCACCCCCUGGGAGACGGACGAACCUCCAGGGAAACAGCGCCGUGACAAUGACAGCACAGGUCCGCCCUGGGUUCCCCCGGUUGUGGCAGUGAGCCAGGCCAGUCUCUUGGCGCACUCGUAUGGCUUGGCCCCGCCCCCAGCGUACACCCCGGGAGUGACCGCCCAAUCGCCCGCCAUGGGCGUGACCCCCGCCAUCCCGACGGCCGUCCCAUCCCACCACCCGCUCAUGACCGCCCACUUCCAGCUGCCCCCGCCCCCCCAGGCCCUUCUGCCAAACCACCCCCCCCUCACCCCCGUCUGCAGGGUCACGCACCCCGCCGUGGGCAACGGUCACAUGACCCACCCCGCCAUGCAGCCGCCCGCCGCCCCGCACGCCAACGUCCCUCUGACCAAUGGCCAGGCGGCUCCCCAGGCCCCGCCCAUCCCCCCAGCCAAUCAGGAGAGCCCCAACGGGCUGCAGAUGCUGCGGACCAUCGGCAUGGGGAAGUACGAGUUCACAGACCCCUGGCACCCCAAAGAGAUGUUGAAGGAGCUGAACCAGCAGCGCAGAGAGAGAGAGUUUACAGACCUGAGAAUAACUGUAGAAGGCAGAGAGUUUGAAGUCCACCAAAAUGUUCUAGCUUCCUGCAGCUUGUAUUUCAAGGACCUGGUGAAAAGGUCGUCGGGGGAGAAGCGCGGCGGGGACAAGCUGGAGCUCUCCAUGAGCAACAUCGACGCCGACGUGCUGGAGCUGCUGCUGGAGUUCGUGUACACGGGCUCGCUGGUCAUCGACGCCGCCAACGCCAAGACGCUGCUGGAGGCCGCCAACAAGUUCCAGUUCAACACCUUCUGCAAGGUCUGCGUGUCCUUCUUAGAGAAGCAGCUGACUGCGGGGAACUGCCUGGGGGUGCUGGGCAUGGCGGAGGCGAUGCAGUGCAGGGAGCUGUACAGCAUGGCCAAGGCCUUCGCCCUGCAGAACUUCCCCGACGUGGCCGGCCAGGACGAGAUCCUCAGCGUGUCCAAGGACGACCUGGUCGGCUACCUGUCCAACGACAGCCUCAACACCAAGGCCGAGGAGCUGGUGUACGAGACCGUCCUGCGCUGGAUCAAGAAGGACCCUGCCAGCAGAGUGCAGCAUGUGUCUGAGCUGUUAGCGGUGGUGCGGCUCCCGUUCAUCCACCCCAGUUACCUGCUGAACGUGGUGGAUAACGAGGAGCUGAUCAAGUCCUGUGAGACCUGCAGGGACCUGGUCAACGAGGCCAAGCGCUACCACAUGCUGCCCCACGCCCGGCAGGACAUGCAGACGCCUCGAACCCGGCCCCGCCUGUCUGCAGGUGUGGCGGAGGUGAUCGUGCUGGUGGGGGGGCGGCAGGUGAUGGGGCUGAGCCAGCGCCCCCUGACAGCCGUCACCUGCUUCAACCCCCAGAGCAGCAAGUGGUACCCGCUGGCCAGCCUGCCCUUCUACGACCGCGAGUUCUUCAGCGCGGUCUCCGCCGGCGACAACAUCUACCUGUCAGGGGGGAUGGAGGCGGGGGUCACAGUGGCCGAUGUCUGGUGUUACAUGUCUCUUCUGGAUAACUGGAACCUGGUGUCGCGCAUGACCAUCCCCCGCUGCCGUCACAACAGCCUGGUGCAUGAUGGGAAGCUCUACACCAUCGGGGGUCUGGGCGUGUCCGGCAACCUCGACCACGUGGAGCGGUACGACACCAUCACCAACCAAUGGGAGACGGUGUCUCCGCUGCCCAAGCCGGUGCACUCCGCGGCCGCCACCGUGUGCGGCGGGAAGGUGUACGUGUUUGGGGGGGUGAACGAGGCGGGCCGGUCCGCCGGGGUCCUGCAGUCCUACGUCCCGCAGACCAACACCUGGAGCUUCAUCGAGUCGCCCAUGAUAGAUAAUAAGUAUGCUCCCGCGGUCACUCUGAACGGAUUCAUCUUCAUCCUGGGGGGAGCCUACGCUCGAGCCACCACCAUCUACGACCCCGAGAAGGGCAACAUCAAGGCCGGGCCCAACAUGAACCACUCCAGGCAGUUCUGCAGCGCGGUGAUCCUGGACGGGAAGAUCUACGCCACGGGCGGGGUGGUGAGCAGCGAGGGGCCGGCGCUAGGCAACAUGGAGACCUUUGACCCCAGCACCAACGCGUGGACUCUGCUGCAGGGCAUGCCCUGCCCGCUGUUCCGCCACGGCUGCGUCGCCAUAAAGAAGUACAUCCAGAGCGGCUGACUCCGCCCCCCGCGGCCCGCGAUUGGUCGCUCGGACGCGCACGCCCACAGUGAAGCCACUGCCUCCCUCCUCCCCCGUCGGUCCGUGAGGAAUGUAGACGCUAACCUUCGCCGUCCGGUGAACCCAGGACCCAGUGCCUCCGCUAUGUAACGUAGUGUAACACAUCGCACCUUAGGGCAGCGCCACUAGGUGGCACUAGUGCAAAACUAGCUUGUCGGUUUGAGACAGACGUGGUCUUUUUUUUUUUCCCCUCUCUUUUUUCUCCAGCCGUAACUGACAGCAGUUUUUCUCCCCCAUUUUGUCAUGUUUGUCACUAAGGAGCGUUGGCAAUUAGAUCACACCUCCAUCUUGUUCUUCUUUUCCUUUCCAUCUGUGAAGUACAAAUUAGCUGUCAGUUUUAAACCACGGCGACGGCGGACGGCUCUAUUUUGGGUUUCUGUUGUACUUUUUUCUUUUUUUUUUUAAGUCACUGCCAGGUUUGAGUCGUCGUUUGAGCUGUCAGUUUCCCGCCUCGACUGGCACAGAAGAGGAAGAACGCGCG